AUGGCCCACAUCACACACAGCAUGAACGGACACUGCUCUGAGAAAAAGAUACGGAAGCCGCAUGUGGAAAAGAGGAGGAGGGCGCGCAUCAAUGACAGUUUACAAGUGCUCCGACUGCUCACGGACGCAGAUGUGAGGAUAGAAAAUGCUGAUGUUCUUGAGAAUACUGUGAGGCGUGUGGAGAGCGUCCUACAGAACAGGGCACACGAAGUGGAAGUAAUGAACCAAGAGGCCUGUGAGCGGUUUGCAGCCGGGUACAUUCAGUGCAUGCACGAUGUGCACUCAUUUGUCUCAAGUUGUCCAGAGAUAGAGCCUCCAGUGGUCACUGAGCUCCUCAACCACCUCCUGGACAGCAUGCCUUUGAACGAGGAGCAGCUCAGGCUCCAGGUGCCAGACAGCCUGGAUGAGUUCCAGUGUUCAGGUCUGGUCUCCCCUCGUCCCUCCAUGAGCUCAGAUGAGCCAGAGUCAGACCUUGAUGAGACCGAGUCAGAGCACGCCCACGUCUCUUCAGAUGGCUCCGAUGUGUUGUGUUUACCUUCCUUUCACUCCAAGUUUAUGUGGAGGCCAUGGUAG
Messenger RNA from Knipowitschia caucasica, 573 nucleotides. The record is from the annotation of a GenBank genome assembly. Lineage: Eukaryota; Metazoa; Chordata; Actinopteri; Gobiiformes; Gobiidae.